Molecule: messenger RNA, 573 nt
Organism: Babesia sp. Xinjiang
Lineage: Eukaryota; Apicomplexa; Aconoidasida; Piroplasmida; Babesiidae
Product: MKI67 FHA domain-interacting nucleolar phosphoprotein
Exons: 2
Coding region: 1-573 (190 amino acids)
Biological process (GO): maturation of LSU-rRNA from tricistronic rRNA transcript (SSU-rRNA, 5.8S rRNA, LSU-rRNA)
Cellular component (GO): nucleolus
Molecular function (GO): RNA binding
Source: RefSeq, a predicted model, not a curated record
AUGGAUGACAAUGAGGAGGUUAAGAGUGAUGUGAUUUAUGUCGGUAAUCUGCCGAAAACACUCACAGAAUCGCAUAUAAGGACAUAUUUCAAUCAAUUCGGUAAGGUCGUCAAGAUAAGGCUCAUGAUAUCAAAAAAGACUGGUAAUUCAAGGGGCUAUUGCUAUGUACAGUUCGAGAACCACGAGAUCGCAGCAAUCGCCGCCGACGCCAUGAACAACUAUUUCAUAGACGGACGGGUACUGAAAGUACAUGUCAAAGAAAAGGGUGAACAUAUGCGGAAAAUAUUCCGGAAGGGGAAACCGAUUCUACCGCGUAAGAGACAGCUAGUUCUACGUGCAGCGCGAGCUGAAGCAUCGCUCAAAUCUGCCGAGGAUGAUGUUCGACAGCUAUUAGAAGGCAAGGAGAAGAAUAAUGAAACUGAUUCGUCGAGUAAAGAACAGCUUAAAGCAAGAUUACAAUCAGCUAUUGAGAAAAUGGAAGCUAAGCAACGCAAACUAGGUACCGAUAUCUACUCUGCGACUAUAGAGAAAUAUAACCAAGCACUACAAUUGUUACAAACAACAGAUAAAUAA